GCAACACAGCAUCACUCCCCCAUCCAACUCAACCCUCCAUCGCAUUCAAAAUGGCCGUCUUUCCCUCCCGCAAAUUCCGUUCAACAAACGACUCCUCUCUCGCAGCGCGCUACCGCCUCCUCCUCGCCAAACAUCCCUUCGCCCUCUUCGGCCUACCCUUCAUAGCCACAAUGCUUCUCGGGUCAUUCUUUCUCACGCCUGCGACAGCCCUACGCUACGAACGACAUGAUCGGAAAGUGCGACAAAUGACCAAAGACGAAGAGUUGGGUAUUGGGCAAAAUAAGCGGAAAAUAGAUUUGAGGGAGGAGUAUUAUAAACUUGCUGCCAAAGAUUUGGAUGAUUGGGAGCAAAAACGGGUCAAGAGGUUGCCCGGUGAGCAUGACGGAGUGUUUUGACUUUACUACGAUUGUGCAGGCAUGUCGAUGAUGAUGGGAUUAGCGAAGGAGUUCAGGCGCAUUCACGA
This is a messenger RNA of Cercospora beticola, 463 nucleotides long. It is a transcript of the gene COX16, whose product is annotated as Cox16p. Gene Ontology annotation, biological process: mitochondrial respiratory chain complex IV assembly. Gene Ontology annotation, cellular component: mitochondrial inner membrane. The record is from RefSeq and is a predicted model, not a curated record. NCBI's taxonomy places the organism in Eukaryota, Fungi, Ascomycota, Dothideomycetes, Mycosphaerellales, Mycosphaerellaceae.